ACUUCUCGUAUAAAAAAACUAUAGGCAGAGGAGGAGAGGGAGUAUAAUAUUUGGAUCUUAAUGCCCUGGCCGAUCUGGUUCGCCUCAACAAUUAACAGCCGGGAAACGCCCUCCGCUCCACACUCUGCUUUAAAUCGUCGGGCGAAUCUGAAUAUUUGGUUAAUGAGAAGAUGCUUAACAGCGAUCAGCAAGCCGAGGAGAAAGUGUAUGAUCAUAGAUUCCAGCGCACCGACCAGUGGAUGCCCGUUUAUUCUUGGCUCGAAUCGCUGGACACUGAUGAGGUCAUAAAGUCCAAAGAUGUUGUCGAUUGGCUGACGGCGAAUCCCGAAAUUAGGGAUCACUUGUAUUCGAGGCAUUCCCGCUACCAUUUGAUGCACUACAUCAAAAAAUGCCAUGUCAAAAUCCUGAAGCGAAAGGAGAAGCAGGGAUUGAUUGUUGCCAAACUACCUCCUCCUAAGGCUGAUCAAAGUGCUGAAAAAGCUUCUGGUUCUCCCCAUUAUUCUGGCAACAACUUGAGCAGCAUUCCCAAAGACAGUGAACUAUACAAAGCAAAAAAGAGAGAAGCUCUGCGCAAGUUUGAAAUCUUAGUGGAGCUGGAGAAAGAACUCGUUGCCACUUUUCGGCAGGCAUGAGAACUGUAACAACCACAGAUUUUGUUACCACUGAAGCGACCAGGGGGACCUUUUGCUGGAUUUUUGUUUUGAAUAGAUUUGAUAUAUGAAGCCAUCAAGUUUCCAUGCUUGUAUGUAUUGCAGAUAUUUGGAGUCGAAGAUGGUAUUUCUGGGAAUCGGGACUAUCUGGGUACUCAUAGAUCAAUCAAAGAAGCUACUUGUCUUUGUCCCAGCAAUAAUGAUGUAGAAAUUUGCUCAAUUGCAUAUAUAUGUAUACCUGCCAUUUUAGUGAACAAGAGAAGAGAUAUGGGUUUCGGGUAGUAAUUACUGACACUUUGUUUCAUUCUCAAAACUUGAUGAUUUCUUUUAUUACAAUACAAAGUAUUAAGAGGAUUAAG
This is a messenger RNA of Andrographis paniculata, 1009 nucleotides long. RefSeq lists its product as uncharacterized. The record is from RefSeq and is a predicted model, not a curated record. The transcript has 5 exons. NCBI's taxonomy places the organism in Eukaryota, Viridiplantae, Streptophyta, Magnoliopsida, Lamiales, Acanthaceae. Bases 171 to 632 code for a protein of 153 amino acids.